Molecule: messenger RNA, 1387 nt
Organism: Leopardus geoffroyi (Geoffroy's cat)
Lineage: Eukaryota; Metazoa; Chordata; Mammalia; Carnivora; Felidae
Gene: NME6
Product: NME/NM23 nucleoside diphosphate kinase 6
Exons: 6
Coding region: 232-813 (193 amino acids)
Biological process (GO): GTP biosynthetic process; CTP biosynthetic process; UTP biosynthetic process
Molecular function (GO): nucleoside diphosphate kinase activity
Source: RefSeq, a predicted model, not a curated record
CGCCCGCGCCCGCGCCGGCUCCGAGAGGCAGUUCCCGCCCGAGACGGCUCUGUCCUCUCGUACGGCAGGGGCAAGCGCUGGAGAGAGAGACAAGGACCACAAGCAGGGCCGGUCUUCGUGCUGCAUGCUGCGGGCCUUCGACCCGACAGCUCCCACAACGCGGUCUCCCCGCGGGAUCCACACACCUGGCCUCCACUUCCGGCUCUUCCACUCGCGGCUUCACGGAGUGAGAUGACCUCGAUCUUGAGAAGCCCUCAGGCUCUCCAGCUCACUCUGGCCCUGAUCAAGCCUGAUGCGGUUGCUCACCCCCUGAUUCUGGAGGCUGUUCAUCAGCAGAUUCUGAGCAACAAGUUCCUUAUUGUACGAAUGAGAGAACUUCUGUGGAGAAAAGAAGAUUGCCAGAAGUUUUACCAAGAACACGAAGGUCGUUUUUUCUAUCAGCGGCUGGUGGAGUUCAUGGCCAGUGGGCCAAUCCGAGCCUACAUCCUUGCCCGCAAGGAUGCCAUCCAGCUUUGGAGGACACUGAUGGGACCCACCAGAGUGUUUCAAGCACGUCACGUGGCCCCAGAUUCAAUUCGUGGAAGUUUUGGCCUCACUGACACCCGCAACACAACCCAUGGCUCUGACUCUGUGGUUUCAGCCAGUAGAGAGAUCGCGGCCUUCUUCCCUGACUUCAGUGAACAGCGCUGGUAUGAGGAAGAGGAGCCGCAGCUGCGCUAUGGCCCUGUGCGCUAUAGUCCAGAGGGAGGCAUCCACUGCGCGGCCGGAGCAGGAGACCCGGGACCAGCCUGCCGCAGGCCUGUGGGUCUGUGAAGACUGGUGGAAUUGCCCAGCCUUCUCGGAGACCUCGUAGGACCGGGGAGGCCUGGGGAUCGUGGCGCCAUCUCUGCCGGGCACCACGCCUACCUGAGGAUCUAGCUCCUCACUGCCACCUCCUCUAGAAUCUAGCUAUCUACCUCUUUUCCAGAACGUUCAUGGGUGGUUCAGAGGAAUAAUGGCUCCUCUUUUUUCCUGAGAACUAGUCAUCUUUUUCAAAGAAGAGUUUGCCUAAUCGACUUGCCUGAAAAAUGCAGUGACUCUAUAUAAGCAACAUUUGGCCUACCUUCUUCAAUAAAAGUCAGUCUACUGAAUCCUCAAGGCUAGGAGCCCUACUCUAGGUGUUUUCUCUCUCUCCUUCCAUGGAGUAAUUAAACCUUUCCUGAAGCCAAGUUUCCAGUCUGCGCUAAAUGGAGAGAAUUGUGUAGAAAUCCCCCAGGAGGUUCACACACAGUGUGCAGCUUGUCUAGUGCAUAAAGGCACCCAGCACUGAGUGUGGGCACGUGGUAUAGGGCUGCAUCCUGGGGGAAGGAGCACCUUUUAUUUGAAUAAAGAUGUGUCUUCUAGCAGA